Messenger RNA from Molossus molossus (Pallas's mastiff bat), 3198 nucleotides. Its product is annotated as zinc finger protein 883-like. The transcript is spliced from 7 exons. Gene Ontology annotation, biological process: regulation of DNA-templated transcription. The record is from RefSeq and is a predicted model, not a curated record. NCBI's taxonomy places the organism in Eukaryota, Metazoa, Chordata, Mammalia, Chiroptera, Molossidae.
UAAUGUUAACCGAGUCAGAGGUCCCGAGCGCCAGAUCCCGCCCGGGAAGCGCCAGAGGGGUCGUCCUCGCUGUGCAGAGACCGGUUCGAGGCUUGGCGAGCGGCAACUGUUGGGGAUCGCGGCCUCCGAGCAGAGUCGGCUGAGGACCCUGGGGACCUCGCAGGGUUGUGAACAAAAGAGGAACAACUGCCUGAAGUUUUCCCAAAGCUGCUCAGAGGAGACUGGAAGGGAGAGCAGCGCCGUUGGGGACAGGAGAUUCCUGCACCUGCAGAAUCGCUCAGAGUACUGGCCUGUGGAGCUCAUUUGAGGGCUUCACACUCUUAAUGGUCUCUGAGAUAGUGCUGUCCUGGGACUGUUGUAUAACUCUUCCAGCCCUUGGACCUGGGACUUGGAACAGACACCAAGCUCAGAAUCCUAAGUCCAGCAUGAACAGUAUGGUGUGAGGGAGCUGGUAGAAAGACUAAGGAGGAGGCUGCUGUGAUCUUCUGGGAGAUCGAACCCAUAACCUUGGCGUAUUGCCAGCAGAGCAGCCCGGCCAGUGUGUCUCCUGGAUUUCUAAUUUGAAGGUUGAAUAGACAGAGGAUAUGAACUUUGAGGACGUGACCAUUGUCUUCUCCCAGGAGGAGUGGGGGCUCCUUGAUGAGGAUCAGAGACUUCUGUACUGCGAUGUGAUGCUGGAAAUCUUUGCACUUGUAGCGUCCGUGGGUUGUUGCCAUAAAUUGGAACACGAGGAGGCCCCUUCUGAGCUGAGUGUAUCUGUAGAAGGAGAGUCACAGGUCAGGGCUUCUAAGACAGCUCCAGCAACCCAGAAGACCCAUCCCUGUGAGCAGUGUGUCUCAGUCUUGAAAGCUACUUUGCUCUUGACUGAGUUACAAGCAGCAAACAUUGAGCAGAAAGCAUUCUUCAGAGACGUAUGUGUGAGAGGCUGCUGUUUCAGUGCAAACAUUCACCAGCAACAGGGAGAUGUCAGUGGAGAGAAGCCCUGGGAAGGAGAUAUGGACAGGGCCUCGUCUCUGACUGGGAGCAGCUUCUUCGUAUCAGGGGCAUCUUUCACCUGUAUGGAGGUUGGGAAGGGCUUCCCAGGCAUUUCAGUCCAUUUCCAGCAGGAGACCUUGUCUAACAGUGUAGAGCCACACAGGGGCACUGAGAGGGGGCAGGCCAUUCACAGUGGGAAAAGUCAUCAUGAGUGGGGUGAAUGUGAAAAAGCUGCCCGUCACAACCAGAAACAUGCUCAGUGUCAUGCUGUCUACACUAAAGAACGGCUUUAUGAGUGUAGCAAAUGUGGGAAGGCCUUUAGACAAAUCUUUAACCUCAUUGGACAUAUGGGAGUUCACAGUGGAGAAAAGCCAUGUGAGUACAGUGUUCGUAGAAAAUGCUUUACUUACAAAUCUGUCCUCAUUCAAUAUCUGAGAGUUGACACUGGAGAAAAGCCUUAUGAGUGUAGUGAUUGUGGAAAGUCCUUCAGACAUAGCUCCAAGCUCACUGAACACCACAGAGGUCACACUGGUGAAAAGCCAUAUCAGUGUAGUAAAUGUGGGAAAUCUUUUAGACGCAAAGAUCACCUCCUUAAACACGAGAGAGUUCACACUGGAGAAAAGCCUUAUAAGUGCAGUGAAUGUGGGAAAACCUUUAGACAAAAGUAUAACCUCCUUCAACACCAGAGAGUUCACACUGGAGAAAAGCCAUAUGAGUGUCGUGAUUGUGGGAAGUCCUUCAGCCAAAACUCUAGCCUCACUGAACACCAGAGAUGUCACACUGGAGAAAAGCCGUAUGAGUGCAGUAUUUGUGGGAAAUGCUUUAGACAGCGUAGCAGUCUUAGUCAACACCGUCGAGUUCAUUCUGCAAAAAAUCCUUUUGAGUGUGGUGAAUGUGGGAAAUCUUAUAGUGAUACUUCUGGCCUCAUUCGUCACCAGAGAGUUCAUACUGGAGAAAUGCCAUAUGAAUGUAGUGACUGUGGGAAAUGCUUUAGCUAUAAAUAUAGACUCAUUCAACACCAGAGAAUUCACACUGGAGAGAAGCCUUAUGAAUGUAGUUAUUGUGGAAAGUCCUUCAGACAAAGCUCUCAGCUCAUUAAACACCACAAAGGUCACACUGGUGAAAGGCCUUAUGAGUGUAGUAAGUGUGCGAAAUCUUUUAGACGCAAAGAACACCUCCUUAAACACGAGAGGGUUCACACUGGAGAAAAGCCUUAUGAGUGUAGCGAUUGUGGGAAGUCCUUUAUCACAAACUCUGUCCUCAUUGAACACCAGAGAUGUCACACUGGAGAAAAGCCCUAUGAGUGCACAGAGUGUGGUAAGUUUUUUACACGGAGCUCUACCCUUUUCCGACACCACAGACUUCACACUGGAGAAAUGCCUUAUCAGUGUAGUGAUUGUGGGAAAUUUUUUAGACAAAGUUCCAACCUUAUUCAACACCGGCGAGUUCAUUCUGGAGAAAAGCAUUUUGAAUGUAGCAAAUGUGGAAAAUCCUUUAGCCAUGCUUCUGGCCUUGUUAAACAACAGACAGUUCAUGCCCUGGAAAGACCUGAGUGUAGUGAAUGUAGGAAAUCUUUUAGCCUCAAAUCUAACCUCCUUAGACACUGAAGUGUUCACACUGGAGAAAAGCCUUAAAUGUGCUGGGAAUGUUUUAUUUCCUCACUUAAUAUAACAACACUGGAGGAGACUAUGAGAGCCGUAAUUUAAAUUUCUUUUAGUGGAACAUACACUGUGCAAGAUUCCUCAUAACUUUCAGGUACAUGCGAGGCUAUAAGGAGCUGCAUUGCAUUUGCUAACCUGCCCAGGGCUAUUACUAGACCGAUGUCACAUUUUGUGGCUGGGGCCAUUUUACAUCUACCACCUGGCUCUGCUGCACAGUUACAACCCCUAGAUGCUCAGGGAGGCUGACCUCUGAGUUCUCCCUUUUGCUUGAGGAAAGUAUGAAUACUCUGACCACUUGGCAGGAUCUUCAUUCCUUCCUUUCUAACUAGGGAACAACCAGAGCCAGUGAUGGUCCAGAGGACCCAACCUAAGCAAACAAGGACAACCUCAUUCAGGGACAUUGUGUUGUUUUCACAUUAUGCUGUGAUGACUUUUUACAGCUUCUAAUUCACCAACCUGGAAACUGCUUGCUGUACAUUGCUCUGGUUUAUGACUUUUGGUUGUUGUUGUUAAUCCUCACCGAGGAUAUUUUUCCAUUGAUUUUUAGAGAAAGUGGAAAGGA